This is a messenger RNA of Symbiodinium necroappetens, 6405 nucleotides long. Lineage: Eukaryota; Dinophyceae; Suessiales; Symbiodiniaceae. The record is from the annotation of a GenBank genome assembly.
GAGCAAGUAUUGCCUUGCAAGAGAUUGAAGGCUAGCCCGGAGCGGGACUUUGCAGAGCGAGGCCGGGAUGAGCCAGAAGCGAAAACAGAUGUGGAGCCUACCACCGCUACACGUAAGGCGAGAGGCCAUGCUGCAGACAAGGCUCUGGCACGCUGGUGUGCUUUGGCCCCAGAGAAGUCACUGCGUGGUUGCGAGUUGACGAUCGCCGCCCUGGGAGCUACCGCCGGCAGCCGUGUACAGCUGCGCUGCGGCUUGGUGCUGCUCCUCCGAGGCGAUGUGCCGCCCAUGACUGCGCACGAGGCCGUGGCGGCUGCUAGUGCCCUACUUCGCGCUGGGGAUCCGGUGGCUGCAGCAAAAGCGCUCGGCCACGCCUCACCGUUAACGGUGGAUGCGAUGGUCCAAGCACACGUCCGGCAAGUCUUCCAGAAGAACUUUCAGGCAGAUUUGGGCGAGCUGAAUGAUCGAGAUCGUUUGCGGCUGCAGCUGCGGCGCACAUCGGCGUUGCCCGUUGCUUUCCGGGUAACUUCUGCCACCAACGCCGACCUGCAAAAACUUCAGGGGCAAGAUUUCAAGGACGGCAUGGACUUUGCCGCAAACCCCAUCUGCAAGGAAAAGCGGCUGACAGCAUCUUUGGGUGACUGCCAUCUGCUUAGUGGUGGGCUGAUGUCUGCAGAGCAAGCUGCUGCGGAUGACACCUCCAGGGCUCCCGACUGCGUGGUGGAGCUGAGCAUGGAGCCGCCCUUCACCACCAGUUUCACGGCAUUUCCUCCACAAGCUCAUGGCAGGGCGGGAGGACUCGUCUACAGCAAAGUGCACGCGAUCUGCCCAGACGGGCAGCAUCGUGCUAUUCUUCUUGGCUUGCCUGCUGAUUGCAUUGCAGAAGAAGUGCCCUCGGACAAGACGUCAAAGGCACCAUUGUCCCAGCAGCUUUCAUUCAAGUGCAGCCUUCUUCGCCGCACCAUCGAAAGGGGCCGCCUCUUUGGCGGUGGUGCAGCUGCAGUUCAGGAGGCUCUCCAGGCCAUCUUGGACUCCAGGGACGCACUCGCAACAGCAGCGGCCCUUCGCUGCCUCCUGCUUGCUAUGAUGGACUCGGUGCGGCUUUGGAAACAGCGCCCAGAGCACCUCAGCUUCGCCACCUUGUCCAUGCUCGCGGUAUUGGCGGCCAGCCUGCCAUCGUGGCGGCUGCCAGCCGCGCUGCGGGCAGCCUUGCUGCGCACUGCAAGCGCUGCACAGGCUGCAGACCAGCCGGAGUGGCUUGACAUGAAAGAGAUGACUAUACUGCAGCCGGAUGACUUCCAUCAUCAUUUUCGUGACGAGCCCUACCUGGAACACACAGUGCCACAUGCGGUGGCUCAGUUCUGCCGUGUGCUGGUGAUGCCCAACCUCGUACCUCCGGUCACAAACACAGCAGCAGCCCUCGCUUACCGUGAGCGAAUCCUGCUUCGUGUUCCGAAGGAUGUAAGGCCCGAAGAUUUCGUCCCUUUGAUGACGCUCUACUUGACGGACAAAACGUCGCCCGAAGAGAUCGUGAAAGCUAAAGAGAGCGGGCAUGUAUAUGCCGUCAAGCUUUACCCCGCAGGAGCGACUACGAAUUCAGACUUCGGGGUUACAGAUUACGAGAAGAUCAUGCCAGCGCUGCAGAAGAUGGAAGAAGUGGGUCUCCUGCUCCUGGUGCAUGGUGAAUCCACGGAUCAGUCCAUCGACAUCUUCGAGCGUGAGCAGAGCUUCUAUGAGACGGUCAUGCCUAUGAUUCUCAGUCGGUGUCCAAAGCUUCGUGUGGUUUGUGAGCACAUCACAUCGGCAAUGGCGGCCCGGUUUGUGGAAACGGCCGGGCCAAAUGUGGCAGCCACGAUAACGGCGCAUCAUCUCUGUCACAAUCGCAAUGCCAUAUUCAAGGGUGGCAUUAAUCCGCAUUACUACUGCUUGCCUAUCCUCAAAACAGAGCCUGACAGGCUGAAGCUGCUGCAGUGCGCGGUGGAUAAUCCUAAGUACUUCCUAGGCACGGACUCUGCGCCCCACGGAGUUGACAAGAAAGAGUGUCCUUGUGGCUGUGCCGGAUGUUUCACAGCGCACAUGGCUGUGGAGCUCGUCGCCGAAGCCUUUGAGGCCAUUGGAAGGUUGGACGCCUUGGAGGACUUCGUGUCCAAGCGCGGGGCCGCCUUCUACGGCUUGCCAGAAAAUGCUGGGAAGCGGGUCCUCGUCCGAGAAGCCUGGAAGGUGCCGGAGAAGUACCCUUUCGGCGACAAGGUGGUGCGGCCACUUCGAGCGGGCGAGACAGCGACCUGGAAGCUGCGGCCGUUCCAAAAGUGGGGAAUCUUCCUUCGCCAAAAACGGAGUCGUACAUGCGUUGGAAGACUUGGCGUAAACCCAGCGGCGGAGGACUGGACCACCGGUGACGACGAAAUGGCAGACAUUCGAAAUUCGUUGCGCUUGCUAACCAGAGGCUUUCUCUGUCUGUCUGCAGAAGAAGCCGGCAUGAUGUCCUGCUAUGCUGACGCCAUGGUGAAUCGGGGAGGUCUGCCGAUCUACCAACUGCCACUCCCGAGAGCUGACCUGGAGGAAAGGCUGCCCUCUGACUACCACCUGGCAGCAGUGGACUGCUCGGUGGUGCCCCACCUGCCGCUGCAUCUCCAAGCGGCCCUCCGGAAGCCACCGCUCUGUGAGAGCACGAACUUGAAGGACUUGCACUUGCGCAACCUCCGCUUUUUCAUUGAACAGACGCAGUUCAACACCCGGCAUCAGAAGGACUUGAAGCUACGAGGCGGUUACAUCGAAGCCGGAGACAUGGAGCGUAUCAUCAACUACAUGGACGAGGAGCAUUUUGCUGCUGGCCGGGACCUAGCAGAAGCAAGAGCGCUGCCAGAUGACUCGGGCUUGCAGAAGUCGAAUGCAGAGGGCUUUGUCAGCGAGGAGGAGUGUCAUCUCCAAUCCGACCGCUGUCGUGGCUUUCGCACCACCCUGGAGUCUGUACAAAGGUUUAUGUUGGCGGAGCCUCCCAAACCAGCGACGGCCACAGCCAGAAGGCGUGGUGGGAAGAAAAGCUCCUUGGAAAGUGUGCUGGUUGCCAAUGAUGACAGCUCUCGCUUGGAUGCAUUUCUCAGCCUGUUCGGCGCUUCCCGCGAAGUGAAGGUCGCCGCGGACCGCAAGGACGGCCAAACCGUGCGCGUCACCUGCGCUCGUACCGACCGCCUCGACCAGCCGCUCCUAGUCCAGCGAGCGCACAGGAGCCAAGGACAAGCAGGAGACAGGGACGAAGCCUUCCAGGAAGUUGAUGAGACUUCUGUGCGGGAGGCAGCAGCCCGUGCAUACUGCAAGUCCUUUGCCGACUCGAAAUGCAGCCUGCCGUUGCCUCCGAUGGGUUUCAUUUGGACAGUUUCUGGCCCGGUGCAGCUGCGUGCAGCUGCGAGCAGUUCGGCAGUCGAAGCUUUGCGCUUUUUCGUGGCCGGAGUGGAGCUGCCGCCGUUUGACGCUGGACCUGUCCUUCGCAGAUGUCGGAUGCCGUCGAAUUCGCAGAGCUUGUGUGACGAGGACCGCGCGCUGCUGUCCCAGGCUCUCUACAUCGACUCCCGGCUGGAUCAGGUGAGCCUGCUCGCGCAGCUCCGCAGUGUGGCUGAGACCUUGCGCAGCUCUCCAGGUGAAGAUGCUGCACCUGAAUGGCUAGAGGAAGCUCUCGCCAGCAAGAUACCUGGGUGCAUUUGGCAAGAGAUCUAUGCUCGCCUGCUUUUGGAAGAAGAUUUCGAAGGCAAUCCAUGUCUGACGUUGUCGCCUGCGCAUCCAUACGCAGGCACCCUUUUUCGCAUUGUCUUGCUCCUGACAUUCCUCUACCCAUGGGUGCUUGCUCCGACCAGCAAUGACUUGGCAUUUCGUGUCACUCGCACCUCAGAUAUCUCGGGGUCCUUGCACCAGCACCUGCUGACAGUGGUCAAAACUCUGGCAUAUCAGGAUGCCGAGGGUCGCCUGACUCUCGCACAGCCCAAGGCAGUAGAGGCGAGGGUGACCACGGAGCUCUUCCCUUACCAGAAGGAAGCAGUGGAGAGACUGCUGCAAAGCCGUCACAAGGGAUCGAACGGAUCUUUAGAUGCCUCAAGCUUGGGUGCUGGCAAAACAUUGGUGGCUGUGAGCUUUUGCAUGUUCCUGGCCUCCGCACAUGGAGGAGGUCAGUUCUUGGUGUUGGUGGGCUCAAGCUCACUGAUGGAGGGUUGGCGGGACCAGCUCAUCCAGCACACCUCAGGUGUGCGAAUUCAGUUGCAGCAAGAGAACGGUGUACUACGUGAUGUUUCCCAGCGAGCUUCCAAUCAGGCCGCGACAUCACCCGGCAAGGCUUCGCCCGGCAAGCGCAAACGCUGUGUCCAGGAUACGGACGCAGAAACCCUCUUCGUCAUCACAACAUAUGCGCGGGCAGCUCGACAUCCUUUUUGCUGCACUUGGCUGCUCGUCGUGGCAGAUGAAUGCUUGGCACUUCAGAACACUGACACUUUGCAGUGCACGGCUGCUUGGCGCCUGGUCUCGCGAUCCUUGUAUGGAGGACACUUCAUCUCGGGCACAAUGUUCCGAAGGCACUACAGUGACCUUUUGGACAUGUUGAAGAUGCUGAGAAGCUCUAUCCCUCUACGCGCGGAGUUUGUUCAAGCAUACUUUGGUGCUUACCUCAUCAGCUAUAUGCGACCACAGCGGAGCUGGCAGACAAAGCUGGUACCUCUUGACAUUCCAGCUGCAGUGCAGUCCUCCUACCUGGAGGUGGUGGAUGAAUGCCGUGGACGCGCAGCACAGAACUUCGUCAAAGUGCUCAGCCGCAUGCGGCGAGUGCUGAGCACAGCGGUCCAGAACGAUGCCAGGCCCCUGGCAGAGGCGGUCUGGCAAACUGUUCAGCAAUUGCGGGAAGAAGGCCGGCGUCCCUUGGUCUUCGCGUCCACGGAGCGCGAGGCCGAUGCGCUCUGUCGGCACCUGGGAUGCGCCCGACGUUACCGACGGCGACACCCGGCGCACUGCCGUGGUUGUGACAUCUGCAGAAACUUCAACAAGUUCGCGCAGCCAGGAUGCGAGAAGCUGCCUCCCGUCGAAGGCUCUGAGAAGGGCGAGGAGCUUCUGAUUUUCACCGUGGGUUCGGAUGCUGCCGGCCUGAACCUGCAGUCUCUGGGCGAUUCGUUGAUCCUACGACCAGUACAAAUGGAUCAGCUGGUGCAGAUGAUGGGUCGGCUAGAUCGACCUGGACAGACAUCUGAGCAGCUAUGUCGAGCCAUUCUGUACAUGAAGCGCACGCACGAGGAAGCAGAAGUCGCGCAUCUUCAGAAGCAUGCUGCAUUCUGGAGCUUGCACAUCAAGCCCAUUGCGCGUCUCAUCGUUAUGGCCACUGCUGGUGCUGCAGACAACCGGCAGGAAAUCAGCGAGACGUACGACAAGCUCCUGGAGGGAGAGCAAAAGCCGAAAGCUGCAGCUUCUCUCGAGAUCGCCCAAGCUCCGGAAGAGGAGGAAGUGCCAAAUUCUGAAGUGUGGACGAGCUCAGAGAACUUCGGCAAGCGAUCCUGGAGCACAUUGCGCCUAGCGGCUGGGCCGUCCGCGAGCCCAAAGCCAGGCUCGCCGGCAAAGCAACCACCCAGCAAGCUCGCCUUCCGUCAGGUCCGAGGUGACUUGCCAGACUCGUCACCAAAGCUGGGUACAAUUGACCUCGAGCCCCCAAUGGAUGUUGAGCAGCAGCUGCCGCGAGCCAUGACACGCCAAAGUGUUCAGCUUGGGGUGGGCUACCUGAUCCAAAAUGAUGAGAGAUUCAGGCACGUGGUCCAACUCAUCGGGCCACCGACAGGCAUUUUGGAGCUGCUCGGCAAAGACAGGCCGGAUCCCUUCACGACUCUGGUUCAAACAGUCUGCCACCAACAGCUGAGUGUGCGAGUUUGCCAGGGGAUGUUUGAGCGACUGCUUGGACUCUGUGGAAACCGAGACACGAAAGUACUGCAGCCAGAGCGCGUGGCUUGCGAGUCUUGUGACAGGAUCCGUGAAGUCGCGAAGCUGUCAUACCGGAAGAUUGAGUACAUUCAGAAGAUUGCUCAGCGCUUUUUGGAUGGCACUUUGAGCGGCGAAGUUUUCGAGGAGGCCUCGGAUGACGAGCUUCGGCAGCGCCUGACACAGCUGCCGGGCAUUGGCGAAUGGACACUCGAGAUGUUUCUCAUCUUUCAGCUCCAUCGACACGGAGGAAUCCCGUACGGGGACGUUGCCAUCCAGAGUGCGAUGAAGAUGAUCUACAACAUUGCCCCACCAGCCCACAUAACUGCCAAAAACGAGGUGUCAUGGAUGCCCACUCGACCACAAAUGGAAAUUUUUGCCAAGCGAUGGGGGCCCUUCGGCAGCAUCGCAUCCUUGUACAUGCUGCGUGUGGCGGACAAUGUGAAUGCUGUCUUCCUGCCUGACUGA